GAAUCUAUUGCGAAAUUUCCCCUGCAGUCUGACGAAAACCGUGAAUUUCUUCGUAAUUCUCAGUAGGCCCUCUCUCUCUCUCUAGGUUAGGAUAAAAGAGUACGUGUUUAUCAUUUCUGUGUUUUCAUAGAGUUCAAAAAAAUUCGCUUUAGAAGACUAUUGUGAGUGUUGACGAGAAGAUAAGAAGCACGUAGUCGGAGAUGGAGAUGGAUCCAUUGGUGAUGAAGGUGAAGCUGAAAGAUGUAGUGAGGGAGAGGGUCCUCCCCUUCCUCCCUGCCAAAUCCCUCCUCCGUUUCAUGUCCGUUUCCAAGGAAUGGAAGGGAUGGAUCAACAGCCCUCUCCUCGCCUUCCAUCAGAGCCACUACUUCAACAAACUCUCCGGUUUCUUCGCCCAAACCCAAACAACUGAUCCCACAUUCAUCACCUUGGACGCUUCUGCUUACGGAGUUGCAAUGCCUAACCUCAGAUUCCUGCCCGAGCCCGUUCACAUCGCGACCUCCUGCAGCGGCCUACUCGUCUGCCUCGGCCGUGAAUCCGACUCCUACUACAUCUGCAACCCGGCAAGCAAGGCGUGGGCUCCCCUGCCUCAGCCUCUGCUUUACCACCAAUACGGGGCACGGGCCAUUCUUGCCUUCGAGCCAUCUGCAAGAAACAUAGAGCAGAGGUAUCAGCUGAUCUGUGCUGUGCCUUUACCCGGUGGCGAGCUGAGCUUCGAGCUCUACAGCUCCGCCACAAAGUCGUGGACGGUCUUGAACACCACCUUACCGGACAUGGAAAAUCUCAGAAUGAUAGGCAACGGGUUGUACAUGAAGGGAGUGGCGUACUGGCUCACAGACGCGGGGAUGGUGAUAGCUUACGACGUGGAGAGGGAGUUGCACGACCUCAUACCUGUAGAGAGCUCAGACGGCGUCCUGGCUCAGAUGGCGGGGGAGCUCUGCUACAUCACCAUGUCCCACUUGACAGGCAGCAGGUACAAGAUCAUGAUCCACGGGGGGAUGGACUUGAGCUUGAAGCGUUGUCUGGAGAUCAGCAUUGGGGAGAUCGAUCCCUGGUUUAGGGUUCUGUCGUGUGUCGAUGGGGAGACAGUGAUGAUUCUGUUUGAGGAUUGGAUCUACUCUUACAGCAUCAGUGAUGGGAAUCUUGAAGCAAAAACUAGGGUUGGGAUUGGAUCUGUUUCUGCAGAUAACAACUAUCUGCCUUAUGUCAACACUCUGGUUCAGGUGGAAGGCGUUUGGUAGUUUUUUUUUUUACACUCAUCUUGCUUGCUUCUCUUGUGUAAUUUCUCGAAUCACUUUUGACUGAUAUUUCGUAUUUUCAUCA
Molecule: messenger RNA, 1320 nt
Organism: Salvia miltiorrhiza (redroot sage)
Lineage: Eukaryota; Viridiplantae; Streptophyta; Magnoliopsida; Lamiales; Lamiaceae
Product: F-box protein At5g49610-like
Exons: 2
Coding region: 201-1238 (345 amino acids)
Molecular function (GO): protein binding
Source: RefSeq, a predicted model, not a curated record